Messenger RNA from Rubroshorea leprosula, 1549 nucleotides. The record is from the annotation of a GenBank genome assembly. Lineage: Eukaryota; Viridiplantae; Streptophyta; Magnoliopsida; Malvales; Dipterocarpaceae.
CUCCCUGCCUUGACUUAGAGAUCCAACAUCCAAGUUUCUCUUCCUAAUCCUAGCAUAUUAUAACUUAGGAACAAAUUACAUUAAUUCUCAAAGUUCUCUAACAUAUGGCUCAAACCCACAAUGUCCUCCUGAUAGUAUUUCCGUUGCAGGGGCAUAUUAACCCUACCCUCCAACUUGCCAAGCGACUGGCUAAUCUUGGCGUUCGUGUCACCUACAUGACGACGGUCUCCACCAUUAACCGCAUGAGCAAAGGAUCGGCUAUUGAGGGCAUAUCAUUUACAGGCUUCUCCGAUGGUAACGUCAAGGACAACAUUGACGAACUUAUUAAUGAGCUGGAGCGUUGCGGCCCUCAAGCCUUGAGAGAGUUCGUUGCUGGCAGGAUCAAAGAAGGAACUGGCUUCACUCACAUUAUCUACUCAUCUCUUCUUUUUCCUUGGGUAGCGACGGUGGCGCGUGAGUUUCAAAUCCCGACAACAUUUCUUUGGGUUCAAGCUGCCAGCAUCUUGAACAUCUAUUACCAAUAUUACAUGACAGAUUAUGGUGAUUUCAUUGCCAAAAACAUUGAUGAUCCUUCAUUUUCUGUUGAGCUACCGGGAUUACCACCUCUCAAAAGGGAUGAUUUACCCUCCUUUCUCCUCCCCUCAAAUCGAUAUCAAUCAGUCAUUCCAAUAACAAUAAGAAGGCAUGUACAGAUCCUCAACGAAGAAACCAAGCCUAAAGUUUUAGUUAACACCUUUGAUGCCUUGGAAGCAGAGGCUCUCAAAGCAAUCCAAAAUUACAACAUGGUUGGAAUCGGUCCUUUGAUACCAUCUGCAUUUCUGGACGGAAAAAAUCCUUCGGAUACUUCAUUUGGAGGUGAUCUUUUCAAAGGUACAAAAGACUAUACCCAAUGGCUUAACACAAAGCCUGAAAGUUCAGUAGUCUACGUUUCGUUUGGUAGCUUGGCUGUGCUGGCAAAAGCACAAAAGGAGGAAAUAGCACAGGGUUUACUAGCGACUGGCUUCCCUUUCUUGUGGGUGAUAAGAGAUAGUGGAGAAGAAGAGAAGGAAGAUGAGAUGCUGAGUUGCAAAGAGGAGCUGGAAAAGCAAGGAAUGAUAGUGCCAUGGUGUUCUCAGGUGGAGGUUCUCUCCCAUCCAUCAGUAGGAUGCUUCUUGACCCAUUGUGGGUGGAAUUCGACCAUAGAGAGCUUGGCUUCCGGGGUACCGGUGGUUACAGUUCCUCAAUGGGCGGACCAAGGGACAAACUCGAAGCUCGUCCAAGAUGUAUGGAAGACAGGAAUCCGAAUGAAAAGGAAUGAAGAAGGGAGAGUUGAAAGUGAUGAGAUAAAGAGGUGCUUGGAAUUAGUAAUGGGAAGUGAAGAAAUUAGACUGAAUGGAAAGAAAUGGAAAGAUCUGGCGAGGGAAGCUGCCAUGGAAGGUGGGUCUUCCAAUGAGAACCUUAAAGCCUUUGUGGAUGACUUGGGAAAAACUUCAUGGCCUUGAUCGGAUUAAUUAAUUUCUCAGUCUGUUUUAUUUAUUUUGUUGUUCAAUAAUAAGUUAUAUAAGGUUGU